Molecule: messenger RNA, 2027 nt
Organism: Coccinella septempunctata (seven-spotted ladybird)
Lineage: Eukaryota; Metazoa; Arthropoda; Insecta; Coleoptera; Coccinellidae
Exons: 2
Coding region: 24-2027 (667 amino acids)
Source: RefSeq, a predicted model, not a curated record
AAGACAAAAGCUUUCCUGAGAACAUGGAUCAAGAUCAAGUUGAAAUUUGUACAAUUUGUGACGGUCGUCUGGACAGUGAAACAGGAGUCAUUGUUGUGAAGAAAAAGGGUAUUCAAACAUUCAUAGAAAAAAGUAAGCUGAAAGGUGAUGAUAAAUGGAAGUUAUGGGAAAAUCACGACCACGUAACGUUUCAUGAUAAGUGCAGAAAACGGUAUGCAGCAUCUUCAGAUCAGACCAUUAGAAAAAAAAAAUUAUCAAAUGAAUCUUCAUUUCGUGAAAACCGUGUCCUCUCACAACCAUCAACAUCGACAAUGCAACCACAUGCUUCUAAAUUAUUGAAAUUUGAUUUCAAUGAUUUAUGUAUAAUAUGCACUAAGCCCCUAGAUAGAAAAAAUAAAACGGUACAAUCACUAAGCAAAAAUAAUGAUCACUUAAUCGAAUGUGCAAUCUCGAGAAAUGAUGAAUAUGGUGAAGAAAUACUUUAUCGCCUCGAUUCUCUUUCGGCACUACAGAACGUCCCCGCAUAUUAUCAUCUUCAUUGUAUGAAUUCUGUGAAAACAACUAAAAACAUGACCAGAAAUAUAACUAAAGAAGAAACUGAGAAAAAAUUCGCUGAAGUAACAAAUUAUAUCGAGAAUGAAGGGAAAAUGCUAUACCAUUUAACAGAACUGCGGGAGGUAAUGGGUGAAAACUUUCUGAACAAUAACACUUUAAUAAAAAAAUUAAAAGAAAAAUAUAAUGAUGAUAUUUUGAUUGAACAACACCGUGGAAAGCAACCAGUUUUUCUUUACAAAUCAUUUAGUAUAAUGGAACUCAGUAAAGAUUGGCUUUCAAAUCCUGAUUCUCUGAAUAAAGAUCAAAAAAAUAUCAUUCUACGAGUAGCUGGUGAAAUCGUUGUAGCUGACAUAAAGAAGCAAAAUUAUGAGUGUGAAAAUUAUCCUCCUUCCAGUAAAUUUCUUGAUACCACUGUAUCUGAGAUUCCGGAAAGUUUGAAAACUCUGCUAUUCCAUUUACUUGAUUCCAAAUGUGAUGGAAGGAAAGAUGUGAAGCGUGACACAAUUGCACAUUCCAUAAUUUCAAUUGUUCGUCCAAAAUCCUACAUUUCCAAAUUUCAGUUAGCUGUAGGAACUUAUGUUUACAGAAAAACAGGAUCUCGAUUGAUUAUUGACCUGAUGAGUAAAUUAGGGGUAUCGGCAACAUACCACAAUAUUCAGAUAUAUGAAGCUUCCGUCAUUAUGCAACCUGCAAAAUUAAUCACCCAUGCCAACUCUUUCACUCAAUUUGUUUUUGAUAACACAGAUCAUAAUGUGAGCACGUUAGAUGGUCAUGAAACAUUUCAUUGUUUGGGAGGUAUUAAAGUCAGCACACCAGAUUAUAAUAUUGAAUAUGAAGGAUGUUCCAAAAAGCUAACGAAAAUGCCAUCGGCUUCUGUGUUGGCCUCACAAAAGCAGAUAAAAAUAAUACCAUUCAAUUCCACAAAUCCCGAUGGAUUGAAGAACGUGGUUUUCGUUGAUGUGGAUAAACUCCAUAUAAAAGCACACCCAGAUAUGCCCAAAUCUUAUGUUGCUUAUUUGUGUGCGAAAGCUCAUGAAAUAGAAAACAUUCCAACAUGGAAGGGAUUUCAUGAAAUUUUAUCAAGAGACGUAACAUAUUCGAUGUCACAUGUUCAUUGUCUUCCAUUCAUUAAUGCAGCACCAUCAAGUUUGACGACAUUACAUACAGCUUUGCUUUAUGCAGUGGAAGAAACGAAGAAAAACAAUGCCACAACAACUUUUGUAACUUUUGAUCAGCCGCUUUAUUUCAAAGCUAACUCAAUCAUUUGCCAAUCAGAUAAUCCUGAUUUCAAGAAUGUAGUUGUAAGAUUAGGAGGUUUCCAUUUGCUGAUGUCAUAUAUGGGAGCCAUUGGCUUUAUCAUGGAUGGAAGUGGUUUGAAAGACCUUUGGGCUACUGCAUAUAUGCUGCACAAUCAGCGAAGAAAAUGUCUGAAGGACAUGCUUUCAGCAGAGCCUUACGUGCUCAUAUAUUGA